AUGCAUAGUUCCAAGAACAAAGAUCUUCAGACGAAAUGUGACUCUGUGAUGGGCAACUUGCGAGAAUUAUAUGAGAAGCGACUCAAACCGUUGGAAACCACCUACUUGUUUUCCUCUUUUCAUUCACCACCCCUGGAUGCGGGUGACUUCACCGCCAAACCAAUGAUUUUACUUCUAGGGCAGUACUCCACUGGUAAAACUACUUUCAUUCGAUAUUUGCUUGGAUCUGAUUUUCCUGGAAUGCGUAUUGGACCGGAACCGACAACAGAUCGAUUCAUGGUUGUCAUGGAUGGUGAAGAAGGAAUUGUCCCUGGAAACGCUUUGGUUGUCGACGCACAAAAACCGUUCCGUCCGCUCAGUCGCUUCGGAAAUCACUUCUUAAAUCGGUUUCAAUGUAGCAUGAUUCACAGUCCGGUGUUGGAGAGCGUUACCAUUGUGGACACACCCGGUAUUCUGAGUGGAGAGAAACAACGUGUAGACCGAGGAUACGACUUCACAGCGGUUGUGCGAUGGUUUGCGGAAGCUUGUGAUCGGAUUAUUUUGCUGUUUGAUGCACACAAACUUGACAUAUCAGAUGAGUUCCGUCGUGUUAUUGUCGCCCUACGGGGAUUUGAUGACAAGAUACGUAUUGUUCUAAACAAGGCCGAUUCUGUGGACUCACAACAGUUGAUGCGUGUCUACGGCGCUCUCAUGUGGGGAUUAGGUAAAGUUCUCGGCACACCGGAGGUUGUUCGUGUGCAUAUCGGUUCUUUCUGGGAUAAGCCAUUACAUUUUGCACACAAUCGACGAUUGUUCGAAUUAGAGGCUCAAGAUUUGUUCAAGGAUCUCCAGACCCUUCCAGCCAAUGCAACUAUGCGAAAAUUGAAUGAUCUUAUUCGUCGAGCGCGCCUGGCUAAGGUUCAUGCACUGAUUAUUGGGACCCUGAAGAAAGAAAUGCCUAGUUUAUUGGGCAAAUCGAAAAAGAAACAAGAAUUGAUAGAUAAAUUGGAUCAGACUUUCGGGAGCAUAUCCCGACAAUACCAUAUACCAUUGGGUGAUUUUCCCGAAAUUGCUCAAAUGCAGACUCAGUUGGGCGAUAAAGAUUUCUCCGCGUUCCCACCACUGAGAACCAAAAUGAUUGACCAUGUGGACGCGGUACUAAGUGAGGAAAUCCCCAAACUUAUNUCCUCAGGCUCUAGGAAAGUAGGUGUAGAUGAGGAACAAAUGGCCAGCAUGGAGCUUGGACAUGGUUUGGUUAAAGGUGGUGCGUUUGAUGGGAAUAUCGGAGAUAGUCCGUUUACAGUGGACGCUAACAUGGGUAUCAAUCAGGGCAAAUACGACAGUGGCUGGAUUGUGGAUCGAUACCGUGCCGAAUGGGACAAGAUUUUCCAAUCGUUGAACCCGGAAAAUGGACGUCUUACUGGCGGAGCCGUUAAACAGCACAUGCUUGCCUCACAAUUACCCAACUCAGUACUGCGUCAAGUUUGGUCCCUGGCUGAUGUAGAUGCUGACGGCCACCUGAAUUCGGAUGAAUUCGCAUUAGCUAACUAUCUGAUCAAACUAAUUUUGGACGGAAAUGAGCUACCGUCUAAAUUACCCACACAUCUACUACCGCCCAGCUGUCGUCCAGCUGAAAACAAACCGGUCUCCGUAGUGACCAAUGGAGUUAAAGAUUAA
This is a messenger RNA of Echinostoma caproni, 1656 nucleotides long. The record is from the annotation of a GenBank genome assembly. Lineage: Eukaryota; Metazoa; Platyhelminthes; Trematoda; Plagiorchiida; Echinostomatidae.